Molecule: messenger RNA, 505 nt
Organism: Dermatophagoides farinae (American house dust mite)
Lineage: Eukaryota; Metazoa; Arthropoda; Arachnida; Sarcoptiformes; Pyroglyphidae
Gene: Urm1
Product: Ubiquitin-related modifier 1
Biological process (GO): tRNA thio-modification
Cellular component (GO): cytoplasm
Source: RefSeq, a predicted model, not a curated record
AUUCGCAAAAUUUUAGAACAAAUUCUAUUCGAUAAUCAAAUCAUGGAAAUCACUGUCGAAUUUACAGGUGGUGCUGAACUAUUAUUCGGUAAUGUAAAAAAACAUCAAAUGACAUUAUCCAAUGAUGACGAUGAUAUGAAACAACAUCCAUGGACAAUAAAACGAUUGAUUGGUCAUCUUCGAGAUGAACAUCUUAAAGAGCGACCAGAAUUAUUUUGUUCAGGUGAUUCAGUGAGACCUGGAAUUCUUGUACUUGUUAAUGAUAUCGAUUGGGAACUAUUGGGUGAUAAAGAUUAUCAUUUAAAAACUAAUGACCAGAUUUCAUUUAUAUCAACACUUCAUGGCGGAUAAUAUUUGUUUUAUUCAUUCCAUUCAUAAAACGUAAAAGGAAAACUUUUAAUACAUGAAAAAAAUUUUUUUUCAGGUAUUUACAAAAAAAAAAUUUGGAAUGUCAUUUUUCUACUAAUAAAUUAUCAUCUUGUCAAUUUUAUAUUGUAUACAGCGG